AAUCGAACUAGUUCGUCCGUGAGCCAAACAACCCUACGUGUCAGUCUCAUGCGUCGGUGUAAAUAGUUUUUUUAAUAUUUCGGCAUAUAAAGUCGUAAGCCUUUGGCCAGGUGCCAAACCAUCAGCUGGAGCUGCAGUCGCCGCCGCCGCCACAGCGAAGAGAAGAAAAGUGGAAAAAGACCACACACCAGACGAGACUCGACUCGACUCCAGACUGGCAGCAAAUUGAAGAAAGGCUGCGCGCUGAUAAUCUUUGUAUAUAGCCCAGACUACUACCUACACAUAUAGGCGGUAGCAGCAUCGAUGGCGGGUCAAAAGUUCCAAUAUGAUGAGAGCGGCGGAACGUUCUACUACUUUGUGCUAUCGUUCUUGGCCCUAAUAUUGAUACCAACGACGAUUUACUAUUGGCCACGUAAAAAGAAAGAAGAUCCCGGCAAGCGCAAUGAAGAAUGCCAGUGCGACGACUGCAGGAAAAAGAAGACAAUUCUGGCCAAUGCCGAGCCAUACAGAGCCCUCAGGUCGUGGACCAUCAAGCUCGUCAUAGUGCUGGGCUGGGCCCUGCUGCUAUUCCUCACAUAUCGGGUCUCGCAGUUUGACUAUGAAAUGGCCAGCUUCGAUCCCUUUGAGAUACUCAAUGUACCGCCCACAUCCUCGCAGGCUGAGAUCAAGAAGGCCUACUACAGGCUGUCCAAGAUACUGCAUCCGGAUAAGGAGACGGGCGACGAGAAGUCGUUCAUGAUGCUCAGCAAGGCCUACCAGGCCCUCACCGACGAUGUGGCCAAGGAGAACUAUGAAAAGUACGGCAAUCCAGAUGGCCCCGGUGCCAUGUCCUUUGGCAUUGCCCUGCCCUCGUGGAUUGUGGAGAAGGAGAACAGCGUGUGGGUGCUGGGCCUGUACGGUCUCGUCUUCAUGGUGGCCAUGCCCUCGGCCGUGGGCGUCUGGUGGUACCGUUCCAUACGCUUCAGCGGCGACAAGGUGCUCCUCGACACCACCCAAAUGUACUUCUACUUCAUCCACAAGACCCCGCACAUGCUGCUCAAGCGAGCCCUGAUGGUGCUGGCUGCCAGCUUGGAGUUCGACAAGCGACACAACUCCCAGGUGACGGAGCGACAAUCGGACAACGACGAAGUUCCAGCGCUCAUCCGCCAGCUGCCUAAUCUGAACGAGAAGUGCAAGGAGCAUCCGCUCUGCCGCAUGUACUCCAUCAAGGCGCGCGCCAUCCUGCAUGCCCAUCUCUCACGGAUGACCCUCCACCCGGAUACACUGGAGCGCGAUCGUCAGUUCAUUGUGAAGAAGUGCCCGUAUCUGGUGCAGGAGAUGGUCUCCUGUGUGCACCAGCUAGUGAUGAUGGCGUAUGCCAGGCGUGUGCCACGCCUGCCCAGCAUCGAGACCAUCGAGAACUGCAUGAAGAUGUCGCCGAUGAUCAUCCAGGGCCUGUGGGAGUUCAAGUCGCCGCUGCUGCAGCUGCCGCACCUGACCGAGGACCAUCUGUACUUCAUGAACAAGAAGCGGCACGUGAAGAAUCUGCAGCAGUUCGCUCAGCUGAAGCCGGAGGAGGGCCGCACGCUGCUCAAGAAUCUCACAGAUUUCGAGUAUGAGAAUACCAUGAAAGUGCUGGGCAAAAUGCCCCUGAUCGACUUCUCCAUACGCUGCGAGGUCAUUGACGACGAGAACACCAAUGUAGUCACCGCCGGGGCCAUUGUCACGGUCACAGUGACGCUUGAGCGCAAGGACAUGAAGACUCUGUUCGGCGAUACGAAGGCACCCGAGAAGCAGGGCAUCAACGAUGAGGCCAACGAAGAGGCUGCUGGGGAUGACGACGAGGCUGCGGCCGCUGCUGUGCCCGUCAAGAAGGCUUCGGCCUGGGCCAAGCCCCGCAAGGGUGGCAAGGGCAAGGGCGGCAAAAAGCCCGCCAACAACCAAAAGAAGAAGGUGCCGCCCAAGGCGGCCAACGUGGCAGCGACUGCGUCGACAUCGGCCGCAGCGUCCGAGGAGCAGGCCGCCAACUCCGAGGCAGAAUCGGAUGGCGGGGAACACAGCGAUGUUGAAUCGGUCGCCGGCAGCGUCAGCGAGGACGACGAGAAGCAGAACAAGAACAACUCUUCGCUCGACGACGACGAUGACGAGGAGUGGGAGCGCCUGCAGCAGAAGCUGAACAAGCGCGAGCGUCUCGAGGGCAAGUCGCGCCUAUCGCACACCGUCCACUGUCCCUUCUUCCCCGAGGAGAAACAAGAAUACUGGUGGACCUACAUCUGUGACCGCAAGUCGCGCACGCUCCUCACGGCCCCCUACCACGUCACGAACCUGGUCGAGAAGGAGGAGAUCCAGCUGAAGUUUACUGCGCCGCGUUGGCCUGGCGUCUACACAUUCACAGUGUGCCUUCGAUCGGACUCUUACCUGGGCAUGGAUCAGCAACAAGAGCUUAAGCUGGACGUGCAGAAGGCGCCAGCACCACCGACAGACCAUCCCCAGUGGGAUCUAAGCGAGUCCGAGCCGGAGCACAACGAUCAGCAAGAGAAUCUGAGUGACUACACGACAGACACGUCCGACGAGGAGGAGAGCGACUAGAGAGCGACCGAGCAUAGCAUGACAGUGACGAAUCGCAACCGCAAUCGCGGCUGCUGAUGCCCCUGCGAGUGAAUAUAAUAUAUAUCCCUCCUUUCCGCAGAGAUAUAUGCAGCAGAAACAAACAGCAAACCCUUUCCCCCGCCCUGUUUUCCUUUUAGUAAAUGAUUUUCGCGUGGCGAGAGCCCCCUCGCAUUUUGACUAGUUUUAUAAUGGAAAAGACCCCGAACUAGAGCGUAAAUAAUUAUAAACUUCAUUUUACCGUGUACUGUACUAAACAUAAUUAUAAUGUACUGUAUAUUUAGUUAUUUGGAUACAAAAACUAAAAUGAGAAACGUAAAUCAUGUACCCGUUCGUUUACUGAAUAUUUUUGUGGUCAAAAAAACACUGAAAAAAAUAAUAAUAAUUUCCAAAAUAAAUUCGAAGCGCAAACGA
Messenger RNA from Drosophila obscura, 3000 nucleotides. RefSeq names its product translocation protein SEC63 homolog (gene Sec63). The transcript has 5 exons. The coding region runs from base 304 to 2568 and encodes 754 amino acids. Gene Ontology annotation, cellular component: Sec62/Sec63 complex. The record is from RefSeq and is a predicted model, not a curated record. Lineage: Eukaryota; Metazoa; Arthropoda; Insecta; Diptera; Drosophilidae. Gene Ontology annotation, biological process: SRP-dependent cotranslational protein targeting to membrane; post-translational protein targeting to endoplasmic reticulum membrane. Gene Ontology annotation, molecular function: RNA binding; transmembrane protein transporter activity.